CGCGAAAAUUGUUGUUGUCUCCAAGAAACCAACUUUCCCUCUUUUCCUGUUAACCGAUAAACUACUUUUAUUAGUUAUUAAAGUUGUUUCGUCUAAACUAUGGCUUCGCAUACACUAAAAUGUAAUCCGGAUUCAAAAGUUCAUGAACAAAGUAAUCGUUCAAAGUUUAUGCAUCAGCACAAUUUGAAAUUUUCUAAGCUCUAUCCUAUAAUGGAUGAUCCUAUUGAAGAGUGUAAACAGCGUUUAGCAGAAGCGACAGCAGAAUUAAAAGAUAAGAGAAAAUUAUUCGCUGAGAAAAUGGCGAAAUCCCGAGAACAACGUGCUCUAUUACAGCAUGAUGUGAAUGCUUUAGAAGAACGGAAAUUGAAGUGUCAAAGUUUUAUUAGAGAUAAUGAUGCAAAGCGUUGGAGAGCUCUACAGAAAUUCUGUACAGAUAAUCAUUUGUGUACAGUUAAAAAGAAAGAACGACAGAAUUUAAUUAGUGAAUUAAGAAAGGCCAAAGAACUUUAUGCGUCCUUGCUAGCUAAAGUCGCUGAUUUGAAGAAAUAUGAAACGUACUUACAAAAAGUAGUGGAUUCGUUACCUAAAGAUUAUAUCAAGCUAGCCGAUGAUGCUAUAAUUGGUCUGAUUAUGAGAUAUAAUUCACUACACAGUACAAAUGAAAGAUUAAAAAGAGAAAUGGAGACUAAAGCUGAAGAAUUGAGAGAAGCACAAAAUGACUUAAGAAAAUUGAAAGAAUCACAUCGUUUCUUGUUAUUUAAUAAAAACUCUGAAUUAUCUGCGUUGUACAGUGAACGUGAAUGUCUUGACAGUCAUUUUCAAGCGACUAAUUCAACUUUUGUACAAUGUCAUGAUGAAUUAGUGAAUCAGCUCUCUUUUUUCAUGACAGUAAUAAGGGCUAUCAAUAAUUUGACGGGAAAAUUAUUGCGAACAUACGAUUUCACUCUAUCUGGACAAACAUUGUUAAGCAAAAUACAAAAGAUGACAGUUUUGUCUAGAUGUCAUUUUAUUGAGGAUCGUAUCUCAACUAUUCGUACAAUAUUAGUACAAAUAGUAACGGAUACCGGACAGUUACCAGUUUGUAAAUGCUGUCGGCCACAGUUGACAAAUCAACAGAUAGCUGGAGUGAUUGCUACUUCACCAAGUGAAUUAGCUUUCUUAAUCAAAUUGACAACUUUACCAAGUGAGCGUCCUUCCAUUGUUUCUUUUUCUGCACUUAUUCCUCCACUUCCAAAUACUUCAGCUAUUUAACAAUAUAUUUCAUUUGUUCAGUUACCGAGACCAAGC
Molecule: messenger RNA, 1287 nt
Organism: Trichobilharzia szidati
Lineage: Eukaryota; Metazoa; Platyhelminthes; Trematoda; Strigeidida; Schistosomatidae
Source: the annotation of a GenBank genome assembly